UGCUAAGACAAGAAAUCCUGAAUAUAUCUCAAUAUUUGUACAAUUCUUCACCUUUCACUAAAGCUAAACUGUUUCUACCGUUGACAACACAGAAUGGACCACCAAAACCUCACCCCGUCGACCUAACCCGUACACCACCCGCCAAUGGUAACAUGUCUACCAGAGUGACCAAAGGUCAGUGCUGUGUUGCCAAGUCACCAGAGCAGUGUCAGGCCACACAAUGUUGUAAUGACAAAAUGAACCGAGAGUGCUGCAAGAAUCACAACAGGAACCCCAAUGAGCUGGGCAAGGAUGCAUUGAAUGCUGUGUCGGCACAGGAAUAUCCAGCCGCCCAUGGACAGGUCAUUGUCUUCAUGAGAUACAAGGCUGAGAUGGACAGACGUAUCAGGAAUGCACUCAUUCGCAUGUCAGGCCGCAUCAAGCAGUACGGACCUGGGCACAUUGUUGGCAUAGCCAAUAAGGUAACUGUGGUGGAGUCUCCACCACACAGCGAGUGGCUUCAGAGGGAUGACUGGUGCUUUGCCGUGUUUGCCUUCCCCAACGAACGUCUGGCCAACCUUUGGUAUGUGAGCGAGCCUGAACUCCGGCAGCACGACUUCUUACCUCCCAGUGACGGCGUGCAGCUCUUCUCUAUGGAGAUAAGAUACUUACCACAGAUGGGUAAAAAUACAUUUAACUGGAUGGAACUAUCUGACAUCAAAAGUAAAUCUUAUCUUCAGUCGGAAUACAUUGACAAGGCUGCCAAAUUACUGGAUUCUAAAUGUGUCAACCAUGGCGUUGUCUUUGUCAAGGACUCUGUAGUGGAUGAUAAAGUGAACAGAAUGAAAGACACGUGGAUUCCUUACAAGACUAUGACAAACUUUGCUCUGCACAUGUAUACAAACGAGGACCAGUUCUGGAGUAUUUACAACAGUGCUGAAUAUCGGCCACUGAGAGAAGCCAGACAUCAACUCUGCAACACUACAUCCUUGCUGUUCACAGUGGAUCCUCGCAUUGCCUAAACUUGACUAGUCACAAGUAGAGUUCAAGGUCUUGAUGAACUUGUUACGUAUUGCCUUUAGUGUUUAAUACGUGUUAAAAAAAAAAAAGACAAUGCUUUUUUUUUUCUUCCUUUUUUUACGCUAUUCAUUCUUUACAAAUGAUUGAUUAGGACAAUGGCUUCCAUACAUCUGAACCAAAUAUUACAAUAUGAGCUUAUAUAUUGAUAUUGUUGCUGUUGGAAUAUGUUCUCAUUUCAUUAAUAGUGACUCUAAUUUACCUUUUUUUUAAAAUACUUAUUAGAUAAAGAGAGUAUUUUCCCUUCCUAAUAUUUCUUCUAACCCUGUGUUUCACAAAGGGGAACAAUUUCAUUUUAGUUGAUUUUUGGUAAAAAUUCUUUGUAACAAAUAAAAAAAAAAAAAGUUGUACUCAAAUAAAGGUGGAGACAGUCAUUGUGAGCAAAGAAUUUUAUUUUAUUUCUGAAACUGGACAGGCCGCAAGAAAUAUUUUGAAACAAUGUUGGUCCAUGAUCAUGCGAUAAAUCUUUUUUUAUUCAGUCUCAAACAAUGUCUAGACAUUUGAUAACUAUAUUUAUUAUUGUGUACAAUGUAGAUAGAAUAAACAUAUGAAAACAU
Biomphalaria glabrata is the source of this 1613-nucleotide messenger RNA. RefSeq lists its product as uncharacterized. Bases 153 to 1001 code for a protein of 282 amino acids. NCBI's taxonomy places the organism in Eukaryota, Metazoa, Mollusca, Gastropoda, Planorbidae. The record is from RefSeq and is a predicted model, not a curated record. The transcript is spliced from 9 exons.